AUGCAUGUCCUUCUACUCGGCGGUCACGGCAAAGUUGCCCUCCACCUUACUCCGCUGCUCCUCAACCGGGGCUGGAGCGUAACGAGCGUCAUCCGCAACCCCACGCACGAAAGCGAGAUUCUAGCUCUGGGCAAAGGCCUUAAGGGCACUCUCAAUGUACUACUCUCGAGUUUAGAGGACGUGAAGAGUGCCUCGGACGCUCAAAAAAUCAUCGACACGGUUACGCCGGACUAUGUCGUCUGGUCGGCUGGCGCGGGCGGCAAAGGCGGAGCAGCACGCACAGUCGCAAUCGACCAAGAAGCAGCGAAACACUUCAUUACAGCAUCCUUCGCAUCACCAGGCAUAAGCAAAUUCCUCAUGGUAUCGUACCUCGGCAGUCGACGCAAGCAGCCAAGCUGGAUGCCCGACGACCAAUGGGCGGGGAUAGUAAAGACGAACACGGAAGUGCUGCCGACGUACGCCCAAGCCAAGCAAGAAGCCGACGAGUACAUGACAGCACUUGCUGCGCAGCGGAAGCGGGAGUCUGGACCGACGCGGCCUUUCCAGGCUAUUAACCUGCGGCCUGGGCUUCUGACUGACCAGCCUGCGACGAGGAAGGUCGAGCUGGGGAUCACGCCUAAGGGUCGGGGGAGUGUUACUCGGGAGGAUGUGGCAAUUGUGGCGGAUAUGUUGCUUGGUAGGGCUGAUACGGAGGGGUGGAUUGAUCUUGUUAAUGGGGAGGAGGGGGUUGAGGAGGCUGUUGAGAGGGUUGCGAGGGAGAAGGUUGAUGCCGUUGUUGGGGAGGAUGUUGAGGGUAUGGUUAAGAGGUUCUUUCCUUAG
Penicillium mononematosum is the source of this 819-nucleotide messenger RNA. RefSeq lists its product as uncharacterized. NCBI's taxonomy places the organism in Eukaryota, Fungi, Ascomycota, Eurotiomycetes, Eurotiales, Aspergillaceae. The coding region runs from base 1 to 819 and encodes 272 amino acids. The transcript is spliced from 2 exons. The record is from RefSeq and is a predicted model, not a curated record.